Molecule: messenger RNA, 2321 nt
Organism: Scophthalmus maximus (turbot)
Lineage: Eukaryota; Metazoa; Chordata; Actinopteri; Pleuronectiformes; Scophthalmidae
Exons: 5
Coding region: 373-1431 (352 amino acids)
Cellular component (GO): nucleus
Source: RefSeq, a predicted model, not a curated record
AACCACACAUGAAUAUCCGUUCUAAUGAUUUAAUCAAAGCAACUUAAUGAGCGACUGCAGUUGUGUAGUCGUAUCGAUUGCAUGUUGAGACAAUAACGAAGCAUCCAAUAGUAAUGUCUGUCAUUGUAAUAUGUUAGUCAGCAGCGUGUCAGUUACCUGCUCCAGCGAACCGCCACCUAACCAACGCUUACCGGAUACAUUUUCUACCGUUAGCUUCACGCUGGUUAGCUUGACAGUAGCUAUCGUGGCGAUAAGGAAGUUAAUCUUCACGUUUUUGGACCAAAAUCGCAACUUCUUUGACCUGUGGGCAGCUGGAGGAGCACCGAGGAGACUUCCGAGCAGCUGGACACCCCCUGACUCAGUGUGUGGAGGAUGUCUUCACCGGUCUACUACAACCAAGACUGUCUGACCCGCUUCAAGAAGAGGAAAGCCCGCUUCUCCUUCAGCGAGGUCCACAUCCUGUUGGACGAAGUGAGGAAGCAUCGUAUGGUUGUCGUGGGCAAAUUCAACCGCGGAGUGCCCACCGACAUGAAGAAGCGCACAUGGGCGGAGAUUACCGCACGUGUCAAUGAGAUUGGGGAGUGCCAGCGCGAAGUCAUCGAGGUCAUCAAGAAAUGGUCUGACCUCAAGUGUGACACCAAGCGGAAAGUGGCUGCCAUGCGGUCGGGGACGGUGCCCAACAGGGGCCUCAACUCACGUCUGUCCCGAGACCUCAAUCAGACGGAGAAGAUAGUGCUUCAGAUCCUGGAGAUGGACGAGGAAGACCAGAGCAUGGCCGACUUUGGCCCGCUGGGAGACGACGACGAUGUGCCAGAGGAGGAAGAAGAAAUAGAAGAGGAGGAUAUGAUGGGAAUGCAGAGUUCUCCCAACGGCGCGUUGGACAUGUCCAUGCCCCCACCAGCCUCUUCCACCACCAGUGGACCACAGUCAGCAGGGGACUCGUCACAGCCUGCCUUUGAUUUGCAGUAUGAAGUACCUGCCACAGAAGACACUGAAGCUGCGUUUGGAGACUCGGAUGAUGACCAAACGGAGGACGCGCCUCCUUCCACUCAGGCAGCAAAAGCGACAGAGGACCAUCAAGGAAACAACGGCAUCCAGAAACAAGGACGACCCCAGACGCCCUCCGGACCCUCAACGUCAACGGCCGCCCUUUUGAUGCCAGGUCAGCCCUCGCAGAGCACGAGGGACAGCAUGCUGCACAACGCAUCGCUGAGCCUCCAAGAGCAGCACGCCACCAACAUCCUGCUGGAGACGGUGUCUCGCUCCCUGGAGCUACUGUCCGAGUCGGUGCAGCAGCUGGCGGAGACCCAGCAGGAGUUUGUGCGCGAGUCGCUGCAGCUCCAGCGGGAGACGGUGCAGGUUCUCAGAGACUUCACAGGUGGAGCCAUUGCACUCAUGCAUGACAAACUGAACGGACGUCCAGCAUUGUAGCGACGAAGCGUCAAGAGAUGUUCGGUUGUAUCACUGACUUCAUACACGGCCAUCAGGCGCUCCUCUGGACCCCACUGUUGGUUACUGUCGUUUUUGAAAGUACUCAACAGAUUUUCUGUGGCUACAUAUUCAAAAUGUAUUCCUAGAGACGUAUUGAUGGAAUUGCUUGGUGACAUGAAAAGGACUGACAAAUAACCAGUGUUAGCCAUAAACUGUUUGCUACUGAAACCGCGACUCCUUCCACUUGCAUUGUAAGACAUUUUUUAUGAAGCAUACACCACUUGUAAAGCCUUUACAUUCUUUUAAUUGUGAAAUUCAAAGAACGAGUCUUUGAUUUUGAAAAGUCGUGAAAUCCAUGUGUGUCCUUGAAUAACUUGUAGCUGAUCACAUGUACUGUAACGGUGAGUGGAUUUCUGCACCUGACCAUUAUAUGGUCCAUUUCUCUGAACGCUCACCACGGUAUGUUAAGUCAUGUUUCAAAUACCUGUAAAUGAAUCCGAUUAAACCCUUCUUUUUUUUUUUUUCCUUUUUUACAAACAUGAACACUUCUUUAGAACAACGUGGAAUAAACUACUCAUGUAUUUAAACUGAUAAAGUCUGUAGUGCACAUUCAGAUAUUACAAUUACAUCUUUAGAUUGGUUCCAAUACAAAUGCCCUUGUAUUGUUGAUUUGACUUCACUGACACAUUGCAAAUAAUCAAAUCAUCUUCAAUAUAACCCUUAAAGUGCUUCACAGACUGAGACUAAUCUCAUGAAAGAAACCUUCAAUUAAAAAAAAAAAUCAUGCUGGACUUUAAAAGAAAGAAGAUGAUGAUAUUCAAUGUGUUUUUCAUGUCAUCCAACACCAUGGAAAGACCAAAACAAACUAGUAAACCAAAGCUUCGUCUUUG